CAUGGCUAAGCUGUGAUAUUCAACACGCCACCAAACCUGCCUCCCAAGUCCAGCCCCUUGAAUUCAAGAGUGAAACUGAUUGUGUUGGAGCGACUUGCCUCUGAUAAGAGUCAGCAUGGAUGGCAGUGACACAGAACAAUGAAUGGAUACUUGUCCUUUGGAGCAAUAAAGAAACACUAAUGUAACCCGAAGAAUGAACAACCAGGAAACAUCAGCAGACACCACUGAAACAAACUUUGAGGGUCCUGCUUCGGCCAAAGAGAGGAAGGUGAUCCACUUCUCCAACGGUGAAACUCUUGUAGUUGAGGACAGCGAGGAGGAAGAGGAGGAGACGUCAAACAAAACUCCCUUUGAAGAACCUAAACAGAAGACUCGGCUAUCGUUCAAGAAUGUGGCCAUUCUAGUUGGGAGGUUUUCACUGCUGGCCUGCGACUUCCUCGGAGAAAGAUUAGCUGGUGCUCUUGGACUCAGUGCAGCCAAAUACCAGUACGCCAUAGAUCGUUAUCAACGUGAUCACGAGACAACAAACAGUCGAGCUCCAGAUGACCUCAAGAAGGGACAGGCAGAGACCGUGACACUCUCUCCCAGGUCUGAUUGGAGUCAUUAUGGGGCCACAGGAGAUGUAAGCUGUCCUGCCAAUCCCCAGGAGAGCUCUGCUGAGAAACACAUGGCUGGAAAAGAAGGAUGUCACAACAAGGGCUAUCAAGCGGACGAGGAGCACUUGAAAUGAAUCUCAGAGAAGAAAAGCAAAAGAAUGUGAAGUCCCCAGGAUGGAAUGUUACAACAACGUGAAGAAUAAAAAGCUAACAAAACAAACUAAAACAUUUUGCUGUGUCUAACUACCACUGCAAGCUUUUUCCACCGUUCAUUCUUCCCAAUCCUGGCAAAGCUGAGGUUCUUGUGUUCGCUAAGCAGCUCUGUCAUUACUUCAGCCCCUUUGCCAACAAUAUCAAAUAAUCUACUAAGAUCCUCUGUCUUAUUUUUUACCAAAAAUUAAGAUGAGCUUGAGCUCAUCCAGUCUUAUUACCUUUACUUAAGAAAUAAUGCAAAAAUCAGACCUUCUUUGAAUCUCUAGUAAACACUUUCAUUUUCUCCUGUCUUGAUUA
Messenger RNA from Pelmatolapia mariae (spotted tilapia), 1106 nucleotides. Its product is annotated as protein FAM177A1-like. Lineage: Eukaryota; Metazoa; Chordata; Actinopteri; Cichliformes; Cichlidae. The record is from RefSeq and is a predicted model, not a curated record. Bases 194 to 730 code for a protein of 178 amino acids. The transcript has 6 exons.